ACACAAUCUCUCUCUCUCUCUCCCUCUCUCUCCCUCUCUCUCUCCACAGGCGUGGCUUUUGGCUUUCAUUGCUCUCUCGCUCUCUAAGCUAUCAAGCACCCAUCAAUGCCCAUGCUUGCUUUCUCUCCUCUUCAUUUGCUCUUUCACACUUUGACAGAGCAAACAGAACACGAAGAGUACUACUUGUCUUGCAAAUGUCUUACUUCUUUCUCAUACAAUCAUGCUUGUCUCCAGUGACCUCUCUCUCUCUCUCUCUCUCUCUCUGAAGCAGACAACAAAGAGAAAUAAUUGAUAUCGUUAAGAACCCACUGUUCUGCCAUUCUUUGUUUCCCUUCAAUCUCUAUCUACUUCUCCUUGUUGUACUUCUAUAUAAAAGGACAUGGAGAGGUGGGAUAAAUCGCUGCGAGAAGAUCGCAACCGACACCGGAGAGAGAACCCAUCUUUUUCUUCCACUCUUCUCGACUCGAUUUAUCGGUCCAUCGACGAAGGCCCCGGCGAAAAACGAGAAGAGAAACUCAUUCUAUACGGAGAAACCAUGAGAAAGAAACAGAGCCAUGGCCUAAAAGAACAAGAACAGGAAAUGGCGAGCUUUCGACAAGCACGCAUGAUCGAGAAGUGGAUGGACAAGAAAGCGAACGAAAAGGUCUCAGCACGCCGAAACUCCACGGCGGAUUUCGAAAGGAAAUCGCGAGAUGACCGCAGUUUUAUCCUGCAGAAUUCGAGUUCGAGCUCUUCGGAGUCGAGCUCCGGAGGCGGCUUCUCGUCGUCGGAGUCGGAGUCCGUUUAUGCGUCGAAAUCAAGGUCUUCAUGUUAUUCUAUGCAGAGGCCGAAGCCUAUUCGGACCAGUGUUUCCCAGAAGCCUCAACUGGAGAAGUUUGGUGGUGGUUCUGGCGAACGAAGUCAUUCUGCCUCGACACAAAAGCCAAAACACGAGAACGGUUUCGUGAAGACCAAAUCCAAGGCCUUGAAAAUCUACGGAGACUUGAAGAAGGUUAAGCAGCCGAUAUCACCGGGUGGACGCCUCGCUAGCUUUCUUAACUCUCUUUUCACUGCAGGAAAUGCAAAGAAGGCAAAGAUGUCGCCCUCAGUUGGAGGCAGGAACGUCGAUGAAACCAGUAAGGAGAGAAACUCCAAGUACUCCACCGCCACAACAUCAACAUGUUCUUCCGCGUCUUCGUUUUCGCGGUCUUGUCUGAGCAAAAGUACGCCUUCUUCGAGGGGAAAAUUCAGCAAUGGUACCGGAGCCGGGGUGAAAAGGUCGGUGAGGUUUGGCCCGAUCAGCGUGAUCGUGGACCAGGACUGUAGGCCGUGCGGGCAAAAAAUUCUGUCAGAGGACAAGCCGGGGCUCAUGACUGUGUCCACCAUAAGAACUGCGGGUGAUGCAGAGAUCAAAUGUUAUGUAAUGGGUGGCAAUUAUCGUGUUGAAGAAGUUGCUAAAGAUUUGUUCAAGAAUUAUAAAAAAGACAAGGAAGACUUGAAUAUGAGAGAUAUUCUUCAACAUGACAUUGAAGAUUCUGAAGUGGAUGAUGAUGAUGAUGAUGCAGCCAGUUAUUCAAGCUCUGAUCUGUUCGAACUGGAUAAUCUUUCGGCUAUUGGGAUCGAGAGGUACCGGGAAGAAUUGCCCGUUUAUGAAACUACACACUUCGAUACGAAUCGAGCCAUUGCUAGUGGCUUAAUUAUGUAAUUUUCCAAAGAACUUGGGGAAUUUUUCCUUUUUUUUUUUUUUUUUUAGGCUUUUGAAUCAAUGGUUUGGGGGUUUACUUGAGAAAAUAAUAUUUAUGAUCUUAUUGUGUCA
Molecule: messenger RNA, 1795 nt
Organism: Juglans microcarpa x Juglans regia
Lineage: Eukaryota; Viridiplantae; Streptophyta; Magnoliopsida; Fagales; Juglandaceae
Product: protein BIG GRAIN 1-like A
Exons: 1
Coding region: 380-1684 (434 amino acids)
Biological process (GO): auxin-activated signaling pathway
Source: RefSeq, a predicted model, not a curated record